UUGUUUGUUAUAUUGUUGGUUCUAUAUAGAAGCGCAAUUUGUUCUCAAGGUGGUACAAUUUCUCAUCUUUAUUCAUCAUGGAGACCAAAGAAGAGACUCAAGGUAAAACAACCAUGAAAAAAACCCUUCUCAUCUUCAACUGCCUCAUACUAUCCAUAGGAAACUGUGGUGGUCCUCUAAUAAUGCGCCUCUACUUCAUCCAUGGAGGCAAACGUAUUUGGCUCUCUGCCUGGCUUGAAACGGGCGGUUGGCCCAUCAUUCUAAUCCCCCUUGCCAUCUCCUACUUUCACCGCCGUGCAACCGAUCCCACCACUAAACUCUUUUAUAUGAAACCUCCCUUGUUCAUUGCUGCCGCCAUCAUUGGUGUCCUUACUGGUCUGGAUGACUAUCUUUACGCUUAUGGUGUAGCCCGUCUUCCUGUUUCAACCUCUGCUCUGAUUAUUGCAACACAGCUAGCUUUCACAGCUGGUUUUGCUUUCCUUCUAGUCAAACAAAAGUUCACUUCUUAUUCAAUAAACGCUGUUGUUUUAUUGACGGUGGGGGCUGGAGUAUUGGCUAUGCAUACAGGUAGUGACAAGCCUGCUCAUGAAUCGAGUAGAGAGUAUAUACUGGGUUUUAUCUUGACGCUUGUAGCUGCUGCUCUGUACGGCUUUAUCAUGCCGUUGGUGGAAUUGACAUACAAGAAGUCCAGGCAGGAAAUGAACUACACGCUUGUGAUGGAGAUUCAGAUGAUUAUGUGUUUGCUUGCUACUGUCUUUUGUACCGUAGGAAUGCUCAUUAACAAAGACUUCCAGGCGAUUCCAAGAGAAGCAAGAAACUAUGAGCUGGGAGAAGUCAAGUAUUACGUGGUGAUGGUGUGGAGUGCAAUUAUCUGGCAGUGUUUCUUCUUGGGAGCCAUAGGAGUCAUCUUUUGUGCCUCCUCUUUGCUAUCCGGUAUUAUAAUCACUGUUCUCCUUCCAGCCACUGAAAUCCUAGCAGUUAUUUUCUUCCAAGAGAAAUUUCAAGUAGAAAAGGGUGUCGCUCUUGGACUCUCGCUUUGGGGCUUUGUUUCUUACUUCUAUGGCGAGAUGAAAGAAAACAAGAAAAAGAAACCAGCAGCUCCGGAAACUUUGAUGGCUCCAAGUAAUAAUCCGGUAGGAAAUGUUUGAGCAUUUGUUGCAACAGUGCUGUAAUUGCCAGUUUUUUUAAAACGCAUUCAUGCUCAUCGCAAUGAGAGCCUUCAUUUCGGUUCUCACUUCUUCAAA
Populus trichocarpa (black cottonwood) is the source of this 1244-nucleotide messenger RNA. Its product is annotated as purine permease 3. Bases 78 to 1148 code for a protein of 356 amino acids. Gene Ontology annotation, molecular function: purine nucleoside transmembrane transporter activity. Gene Ontology annotation, cellular component: membrane. Lineage: Eukaryota; Viridiplantae; Streptophyta; Magnoliopsida; Malpighiales; Salicaceae. The record is from RefSeq and is a predicted model, not a curated record. The transcript is spliced from 2 exons.